CACGCCUUAUAGUCUUUCAAAUAUGUUUUAUCCAAAAUCACCUUUUAUACGUUAUCCACUUGUCGAAUCACAAUUAUGUAAGGGGAAUCUUACAUUGUUAGAUGACCUACUGCCCUGGUUAUGUAGGGCGCCAUCUGUCACCACAUAUCGUGUGAAUCUGUUAAAAACAACUCAGGAAACUUUUAAGACUCACGUCGAACAAAUACUCAAAAACCGCUAUAACAAUCCACCUAAAGUUUUUUCCCUUCCCGACCUUCCAGAAGUUGUUUGUAUAUCACCAACAGAUCAUGCGCCAAAUCCCAUACAUGAGCAAAAGGAAAUAAUUGUAGAUAGUUGUUGUGGUGCCGCUAUACUCAGGGGCGCACAUAUUUAUAGCAUUGGUGUGUUGGGUAUGGAAUCGGGCACUCAAGUUGGCGAUGUGGUAAAUGUGUAUGCUGAUCUAGCUGGAAAAUGUAAAAAGGGUUCCAAUGUUCGUUAUGAAUCCGAUCAAAAAGUAUAUUUGGGUCAAGGUAAAGUACUCAUGCAACGAUAUCAAUUGUACAGACCUGAAGGUCCUCAGGCGGGGGUUGCAAUUGAAAUGUUGAACACCAUAUCGGGUGUGCCAUCAAUUGGCGAUUUAAGUAGCACAGAAGCUUUACUGCAAAAUUUACCAUCCAUUAUUUGUGCCAGAUCACUAAACCCCCAAGAAAAUGAAACCAUUUUGGAUAUGUGUUCAGCGCCUGGGAACAAAACCACACAUCUGGCUGAACUUAUACACAAUCGUGGAGUUAUAGUGGCCUUAGAUAAAACAGAAUCCAAAAUCAAAUUGGUUCAGGAAAAGAUAUGUAAAAAUGGGUUAAGUUGUAUAAAAGCCUAUGCCCACGAUUCAACACAGGCUCAUUCGGAAACUAUUCAGGAAAAUGAUGUUGAUUUUAAACCACCAUUUAAGGCCAAAACAUUCGAUCGUAUAUUAUUGGAUGCUCCCUGCAGUGCUUUAGGAAAUAGGCCAAUGCUGUCGAGCAGUAUAUCUCCAAAAAUGUUGGAUUCCUAUCCCAAAGUUCAAAAACGUUUGUUUACAAAUGCGGUGGCGCUAUUGAAAGAUGGUGGCACUUUGGUUUACAGUACAUGCACAAUAAAUUUGGAAGAGAAUGAAGAAAUUGUAGUUUGGGCUUUGAAAACAUUUCCCGAAUUGGAAUUGGUAGCCAUUGAGCCCUCGUAUGGAGGUAGCGGUUGGAGCUGUGAUGGACUGUUAGAAGAGGAUCGUAAGAAGUUGCAACGCUUUGGUCCUACCAAUCAAAAAGACAUAGACACGGUUGGAUUUUUUAUAGCAAAGUUUAUCAAAAAAUGUUAA
This is a messenger RNA of Musca vetustissima, 1330 nucleotides long. RefSeq names its product tRNA (cytosine(72)-C(5))-methyltransferase NSUN6. Bases 23 to 1330 code for a protein of 435 amino acids. Gene Ontology annotation, biological process: RNA methylation. Lineage: Eukaryota; Metazoa; Arthropoda; Insecta; Diptera; Muscidae. The transcript is spliced from 2 exons. The record is from RefSeq and is a predicted model, not a curated record. Gene Ontology annotation, molecular function: RNA binding; methyltransferase activity.